UGUAACUUCAGCAUGGCCCUUUCUCUUCUUCUGACAGAAAUCAUUAAAGUUUGGGACUGUGUGUCUGAGUGCUAUCGCCAAGACCUGGUGCUGAAGAAGGUGGGGCUGGUUUCCUCAUGGUCUUCCCUCAGACCAUGGGGGUUUCCUGAUCCUUCCCCAUCCUGCCUGGCCCUCACCUAACCUAGAGGGCAGAAACAUCCCAGGCAGAUUCUGCAUUUUAGCCAGAGACCCAUUGUGAGUGCAGGCAAGAAGUCAAGCACUGCUUGAGUAGAAGAACAUCGGAUUUCCUCUUUAGAGUCUUCCCCAGGAUGGAUGGAAAGGAGGGAGGCCCAGGCAGUGCUCCUGCACUCCUUGGGCCUUCCCAGGCUCUGGGAGUUUCUCCCAUAUAUCUUUCACUCCAGAUGGUUCCUCACUCCCUCCUCUCCAGGAUCUGCAGGAUCUGGCACUUCUCCAAAGCUUUCCUUGGGGGCUCCAUCUCAGGCCUUGAAGCUGCAGGGGUGGAAAGGCCACAGAUCACCCUUAGCCUUCCCUUCUGUUUGCCCUCUGAUUGCCUGCUUUUGCUUCCAGAGAGUUGGACUGAUGGGCCUGGGUACCAUCCACAUUAUGAAAAGGCCUAUCUGGCAUGGAGAAGGGGAAGGUUUCAUGGCCGACAGUCCAGAGUUCAAUCUGAGCAAGCCCUUUCUGGUGGGGAAGAAGCUCCUCCAUGGGAAAAGCCCCGUGCCUGGGCUCUCCAAAGCAGACGAGUUAAUCUGUGCUGAGGUGGCCUUGCGCCUGCACAAACCCAAGGCCACCAUCGUGACGUGCAUCAAGGCCACGCUAAAGAUCUGUGAGUGGGCCUUGUCCAGUGGCCAGAACUUCGACUUUGUGUUCAAGGACAUUGGCAUCCUGGUCUGCCGGGGAAACCACGUGGUCAUGAGGUUCUUUGAAGACUUGAUCCGGGAGGUGGCUCAGUCACAGUGCCUGGCAGAAGGUUUGCUCCAGUCACCAAAUCUGAAGCCAUUAUUCAUAGGCCACAUGGAAAAGGACAUUUCCCAGAUCCCUCCUGGAGGUGUUUUUGUGCUGCCACACUUUGUGCAGGCAGAUGGGAAGUCCCAGCCACAUCCUAUAAGUGCUUCCCUACAAGGCCCUGGAACCACAAGCAAAACCCGCACCAAGCGCCAAACAACUCCGGGGAACCUUCCCAGCCAACGCCUCUUUCUUCGUCCGUGUCUUUCUCCAAGUCAGAUUUAUGAUGUGAAAGCAAUGGGAAGAGAAAAGAAAAAGAGUGAUGGUGGAGUGCAGAGAGGGAGUUUGCUGCCUCCAGUUGAGAACUCUGUGAAGAAGGGCAGAGACACCAAGGGGAUGGAAGCACCCAAAGCUGGGCUGGCAGCUCCCACCAGGCAGCAAAAACAUGUCCAGUUUCCACCCCUGGCAGAGCAGAAGCGUCUGGGGAGGGCUGCUGCCUUCUGUCCUGGAGGAUUUGAAAGGCUCAGGAAGGAGAGAGCGGCUGCUGUGGCAGGAGUGACUGCUGCUUUGUCCCCAGAGAGAAAGCAGGGGAAGACACCAUCCCCUUGUGGAGGACGACCACAGCCAAGGACUCCACGAGCAAAACAGGUCCUCCUAAAUCGGCAGCCGUACAAAGUUGCCCGGGAACAGUGCAUGAAGGCCUUGCAGAUCAACAAGUUACGGGAAUGGUCCGAUGACAAUUCCCUCGCUCCUGAUCUACCUGAGCUUGGUGAAGCAGCUGGAGGUCAAUGAAGAGAGAAAAGCAGAACUCCAUGGACAUGAGGGCAGCCACACAGCACCAUGGAAAAAGGAAUAAAGACCUAGAAAUCUGUCACUUUGGUGCACGAAUUGCUGCUCCACAAGAGGGAUUGAGCCCCCGGUCAGGGCAACAGUGUUUGGUGAUAUGGGACUGGUAGACAUGGACGACUCCAGCCACAGAAUGCCAGGAAUGGUGAGGUUGGAAGGGACCCCAAGUGACUCAUCUGGUCCUACCUUCUUCCCACUCUAGCAGGGCCAUCCCAGAGCACAUGGUACAGGAUUGUAUCUGGAUGGGUCUGAAAUAUCCCUGGUGAGGGAGACUCCACCCCCUCUCUGAACCACCUGUUCCGGGCUCAAUUCACUGCACAGCAAAGUUCUGUCUCCUGUUCAGAAAGCCGUAACUUUCUGGGCAUCAGUUCCUGCCUAUUCCCCUUGUCCUAUUGCUGGGCCUCCUGGAGCAGAGCUUGGUCCCUGCUCUGAGGCCUCCUUGCAGAUAGGGACAGACAGGGAUGAGGGCCCCUCUCAGCUGUGUCUCC
Molecule: messenger RNA, 2279 nt
Organism: Parus major (Great Tit)
Lineage: Eukaryota; Metazoa; Chordata; Aves; Passeriformes; Paridae
Gene: CCDC81
Product: coiled-coil domain containing 81
Exons: 9
Coding region: 313-1737 (474 amino acids)
Cellular component (GO): centrosome
Source: RefSeq, a predicted model, not a curated record